UGUUGACAAAGCGUUCGCAGUAUAAAAACAGCAUUUAUCAGUACAUGAAGUAGGGUGAGCGGUCCGGGAUCUGAUUCAGUUACAGUUUACAGAGAAAUGUGGGCUGAUAUAUUGAAUCUGCUACUGCUCUUUCCGGCUCUGGGACUGGCACUUCCAUUGGGACAAAACAACACCGAAACGUCCAUUUUUGUCCUGUGAAAGUGAACCGGAUGUGGAUACAAAUAUUAUCGAGAUGUCCAUCUCUCCCACUUCAGGACUAGGGACUCGCAGCUUUCUCCUGAACAAGGCUCGACGAUGGACUCACGGAAUCGUUCCUUAUGAGAUUGAUCCUUCAUUUUCCGAAGCUCAAGUGGCGAAAAUAAAAGAUAAGAUAAAAUUGUUCUCUGAUGUCUCUUGUUGUGAAGUGGGUCCCACGCCACACUCAGAAAGAUUAUGUGAAGUUUUUUCACUUCUAUCAUAAGGAGACGUGCAACUCUCUGGUGGGACGUAAAGGUGGUGAGCAGGUAAUAAACCUGGGAGACGAGUGCUUCAACGACAACGGCUUCCAAGGCGCCAUACCCCACGAGAUGAUGCAUGCCCUCGGGUUCAUACACGAGCAGCAGCGGGUGGACAGAGACUGCUUCGUCAAGGUGGCUAAACAAGCCUACGAGACUAAAAGGUUUGACUAUGGGUAUAACACACAAUACGGACACCGGAUUUCCAUAUGACUUUGAAAGUAUCAUGCAUUAUGGUGCCGGCGUCAAUAUGAAGGCACUGCAUGGGGUAAAGUACAUUUUUUGUUCUAUCAAUAGGCGA
Molecule: messenger RNA, 795 nt
Organism: Homalodisca vitripennis (glassy-winged sharpshooter)
Lineage: Eukaryota; Metazoa; Arthropoda; Insecta; Hemiptera; Cicadellidae
Product: hatching enzyme 1.2-like
Exons: 4
Coding region: 387-707 (106 amino acids)
Biological process (GO): proteolysis
Molecular function (GO): metalloendopeptidase activity
Source: RefSeq, a predicted model, not a curated record